Dibothriocephalus latus is the source of this 303-nucleotide messenger RNA. The record is from the annotation of a GenBank genome assembly. NCBI's taxonomy places the organism in Eukaryota, Metazoa, Platyhelminthes, Cestoda, Diphyllobothriidea, Diphyllobothriidae.
UUCCCCAAGGUUGUAGUGAUAUCGGAGGCCUCGGGGAGACGACGCAGCGUGGGACUUGGAAAGGAGACCAGACGACCACAGCCUCCGCAACUAAUUAAGGCGCUUCCGGGUGAACUUAACGUGACUCAGGGCGAUACAGUCACUCUGGAGGCGGAGACGGUUGGUGAUGAGACCGUCGUUCCUGUCUGGCUGUUUAAUGGCCGGGAAAUUGACCUGAUGGUCCGGAGCACGCAGUAUGACUUCGAGAAGAAGAAGAAGAAGAAGAAGAAGAAGAAGAAGAAGAAGAAGAUUCGUGGGACAUGA